This is a messenger RNA of Erpetoichthys calabaricus (reedfish), 765 nucleotides long. It is a transcript of the gene lyrm2, whose product is annotated as LYR motif containing 2. NCBI's taxonomy places the organism in Eukaryota, Metazoa, Chordata, Cladistia, Polypteriformes, Polypteridae. The transcript is spliced from 3 exons. Bases 90 to 359 code for a protein of 89 amino acids. Gene Ontology annotation, cellular component: mitochondrion. The record is from RefSeq and is a predicted model, not a curated record.
CGUAGUACUGUUUGUUUAUGCUCGAUUGCUGUCAUGCUGGAUAAUGCUGGCGUGAGGCAGUUUUCUUACAUUUACUUCUAGUAUUUUCCAUGGCAGCUUCAAGGAUACCUCCGGCAGCUUUAAACUUUAAACAGUUUCUACAGCGCCAAAAGGUCCUCAGUUUGUACAGGAGUAUUUUACGAACUAUCAGAAAAGUUCCCAAUAAAGAAGACCAGCAAUAUUUGGAAAACUGGGCAAGAGAAGAGUUCAAAAGGAAUAAGAAUGUCAAGGAAGAGGACGUAAUUCGAAUGAUGGUCACUCAAGGCAGACGACAGCUUCAGGACCUUACUAGGACACUUCAGUUAGCUCAGAGCAGUUAACUGCAUUCAUUUUGUUCAGGUGUGAAGCUUAAGGUUGUGUUUUGGUUCAAGUCUGCAGGAUACAAUACUAUUGCCUCAACAGAAUUUUUCCAAUAUGUUUGUUUUAAAAAUAAAAUGUUUACUUUGUUUUAAACAACAAUCCUUUGUUCAGAGAUUAAUCAUCAAACUGUGUAAUAUGAUGGUAUUUUCAGUUUUCAUUAUGUUUAUAGUUAAAUAUCAACUCUGUUUUGUUGUAAUAAUUACAGUAUUUCUUCUUGUUUCUGCAUAUUUAGAAUAGUACAGGGGGGGUGUCAGAAUGAAUGUUUAUCAAGCCAGUAUAGCAGAAUCACUCCUGAGAAUGCAGCUUAUACACUGUAAAAAAAAAAAAAAAAAAAUGUUAAAUUUACGGUAAAGUACUGGCAGCUGU